This is a messenger RNA of Alligator sinensis (Chinese alligator), 4404 nucleotides long. RefSeq names its product DENN domain containing 2A (gene DENND2A). The record is from RefSeq and is a predicted model, not a curated record. Gene Ontology annotation, biological process: retrograde transport, endosome to Golgi. The transcript is spliced from 20 exons. NCBI's taxonomy places the organism in Eukaryota, Metazoa, Chordata, Crocodylia, Alligatoridae. Gene Ontology annotation, cellular component: actin cytoskeleton. The coding region runs from base 328 to 3684 and encodes 1118 amino acids.
GGAAAAAGCAACAGGAGAGUCUGGGGGACGGAAACGCUGCCAAAGCCCAGGCAGAGCAAGAAGCAGCAGCUUUGGUUGUGUCCGUGCAAUGGUCUAGGAGUGGAAACUGAUCUGCAUGGAGCAGGGAGGUGGGGACUGCCAGAGAAAGGAAAAAUCCUUCCAAGUGGAUUGUAAGGCGUUCUGCUAACAAAAGGGGGGAGAGUCACGGAGCCAUGCAUCCAGAUGCUGCUGCCGCUGCCGGCGUGGGUCAGGAGGUGCCGAAAAUGAGGCGUAAAGGUAAAGGAGCUGCAGGCCAGCCACUGCCACUCAGGAAGGUGAACCAUCACCAUGCCAGGUGCUGACAUGAUGACAGCUAGUGAGGCAGGCGACGUGAGCAGCAAAUCUGAAAACAGUGUCUGCCGAUCUCUUGAGAGGAUCAAGGUAUCAAGGGAAAACAAUAAAAUUGCUGGGGAAGAAUUAGAAAGACUUUCAUUCAGGUGUGCCAAUAAAGACUCUUCUGAAGGAGCCAACAUCACUCUGCAUCUGGAACCUAAAGCUGAAAAAGUUUCUUCUGUGCUGAAAAACCCAUUGACAGCACUGGAGAACUUGAUCCUGAAUCCAAAGCUAGACUGCUUUCAGCAGAAUAUGCUGAGUCCCAAAAUGAUCAUCAGUGACCCAUCUGUGGAUCUCAGUGUCAAAGAAAACAGCAAAAUCCUAAGGAAACAAAUCAGAGGCACUCAGAACUCAUGGUCAUCUGGAAAAGUUGGUUUCAGGAAUAAGUCCUUCAGCAUCAAGGACAAGAUUUCUGAAUGGGAAGGGAAAAAAGAAACACCCUCUCCUGUGGUUGCAUGGAAGGAAGAUGAGCCAGGAGUGAAAGAGGAGCAGAAGACAUCAUGUGUGGUGGAAAAGAUGAGUGGGGAAGUUUUGGUGAAUUGGAAAGUAGACACCAAGAGGCUUGUAAACUGGGAACUGGAAUGCAAAGGGAUGGCAAAAGAGAAUGAAAGGAGAGUGGGCACUCCAAAGGGUACAGGACAAGGAGUGGAGAGGAAGGUAGAACUGAAGGAGAAGGAAGAGGAAGUUGAUGCCAGUGUUGGAAAAUGCAAGGAGGUGAAAGGUGGUAAGUGGGAGGUCCAGAAAGAGAACCUUUCAGUACUGAAUCAGGUGAAGAAGUUGGAGCAGGCCUUGAAGGAAGGGUCAGCAGAGCUGCAGCCUCAGUUACCAGGUACCUACUAUUCCCCACACUGUCUGCCAGAGAAGGUAUUUGAGGGACAGACUCCUUCAGAGGGCCAGGAGGGCAUAUGUGGCUCUGAACUCAAUAAGGGGCUUCUCAGCUUGGAUUCGGAAGGCAGUGAGCCAAUUUUUGGUACUCUAGAAGAGGUAAAACCAUCUAAAGUGAAAUGCAAAGACCACAAUGUGGAGAAUGUAUACACAGAGCCGGGAGCACCAGAGAAGAAACCCUUCAUCAACCCCUUGCCAAAGCCCCGACGGACUUUUAAACAUGAGGGGGAAGAGGGCUGGACUCCAGGAGCUAGAAAUAAGAGAAACUUGCCCCCUCUGCCAUCCAUACCUCCCCCUCCUCUUCCCUCUUCUCCUCCUCCUUCAGCUGUCAGCAGAAGACUGUGGAAUGGGAAACAUAAGAACAAUGCUGACCACAGGAAGUCUUAUGAAUUUGAAGACUUGCUACAGUCGUCCUCCGAGAAUGGCCGGGUGGAUUGGUACGCUCAGACCAAGCUGGCCCUCACACGCACUUUAUCAGAGGAAAAUGUCUAUGAAGAUAUUCUAGAUCCGCCUUCGAAGGAAAACCCCUAUGAAGACAUUGAGACUAAUAGCCGCUGUCUAGGAAAGAAAUGUGUCCUGACCUUUCCAGCAUCCCCCACCUCAUCAGUUCCUGGAACCCCCACCAAGUUACUUUCCAAACCCAUUUUCUUUCGACAAAAUUCAGAACGGCGGAGUUUCAAGCUGCGAGACAUACGGAAACUGAGUCGUGAUGGAACUGGGUCCCCUUCCAAAAUCAGCCCCCCCUCUACUCCCAGCAGCCCAGAUGAUACCAUCUUCUCCUUGGGAGAUCCUCAGAAUGGGAGGAGGAGGAGGAAGAUUCCCAAGCUGGUGUUGAAAAUCAAUGCCAUUUAUGAGGUACGGAGGGGAAAGAAACGUGUCAAGAGGCUGUCCCAGUCCACGGAGAGCAAUUCAGGGAAAGUUACCGAUGAAAACAGUGAAUCAGACAGUGACACUGAAGAGAAACUGAAAGCUCACAGCCAGCGCCUGGUCCACGUGAAGUCUCGCCUGAAGCAAACCCCCCGAUACCAAACCUUGGAGCGGGACUUGAUCGAGUACCAAGAGAGGCGGUUGUUUGAGUACUUUGUUGUGGUCUCACUGCAUAAGAAGCAGGCCGGGGCUGCUUACAUCCCCGAAGUCACGCAGCAAUUUCCAUUGAAGCUUGAGCGCUCCUUCAAAUUCAUGCGAGAGGCAGAGGACCAGUUGAAGGCCAUUCCUCAGUUUUGCUUCCCUGAUGCUAAGGACUGGGCACCCAUCUACCAGUUUACCAGUGAGACCUUCUCGUUUGUCUUGACUGGUGAAGAUGGCAGCAGGCGGUUUGGAUACUGCAGAAGGCUAUUGCCCAGUGGGAAAGGGAAGCGUCUCCCUGAAGUUUACUGCAUUGUGAGUCGCCUUGGAUGCUUCAACCUCUUCUCCAAGAUCUUGGAUGAGGUUGAGAAAAGACGGGAGAUUUCCCCUGCUUUGGUGCAGCCCCUCAUGAGGAGUGUCAUGGAGGCACCUUUCCCAGCACUGGGCCGGACCAUCGCAGUCAAAAACUUCCUGCCAGGCUCAGGGACUGAAGUCAUUGAGCUGCGACGGCCCCUGGACUCAAGGCUUGAGCACGUUGAUUUUGAGUCCCUGUUCUCCUCCCUCAGUGUGCGGCAUCUCAGCCGAGUCUUUGCCUCCCUGCUUCUGGAGAGAAGGGUGAUCUUUAUAGCAGAUAAGCUCAGCACCCUGUCAAAGUGCUGCCAUGCCAUGGUGGCCCUGCUUUACCCCUUCACCUGGCAGCACACCUACAUCCCAGUGCUGCCGCCUUCCAUGAUUGACAUAGUAUGCUCGCCGACUCCCUUCCUGAUCGGUCUACUCUCCAGUUCCCUGCCCUGCCUCAAGGAGCUGCCUGUGGAAGAGGUCCUAGUGGUUGACCUUGUUAAUAACCGGUUCCUCAGACAGAUGGAGGAUGAGGACUCUAUUCUUCCCCGGAAGCUGCAAGCAGCACUUGAGCACAUCCUGGAGCAGAGGAAUGAGCUGGGUAAUGACAAGGAGGAGGGCACUCUGAAUGGCAAGCAGGCCUCUUCUGCAACCUGUUCCUUGGAGUCCAGCCCCUUGAAUGAAGUGGUGUCAGAAGCCUUUGUCCGUUUCUUUGUGGAAAUUGUGGGCCACUAUUCCCUGUUCCUGACCCCUGGUGAGCGAGACGAGCGGACCUUGCAGAAGGAGGCCUUCCGCAAGUCUGUCUCCUCCAAGAGCCUGCGCCGAUUCUUGGAGGUCUUCAUGGAAACUCAGAUGUUUGGGGGCUUCAUUCAGGAACGGGAGCUGCGGAAACAAGGGGUCAAAGGUCUGUUUGAGGUACGUGCCCAGGAGUACCUGGAAACCCUUCCUAGUGGGGAGCAGAGUGGAGUCAAUAAAUUCCUGAAAGGAUUAGGUAGCAAAAUGAAAUUCCUCCACAAGAAAUAAGAGCCACAAGUGCCACCAUUCAAUGGAAGAGGAGGAGUUUACAAUUCAGCAGAAACCAGACAGACUGUUACUAACCGUUCCCACUUAGCUUGCUCCCCAACAGGUGACCGACCUGGGAGCUGAAUGCCGGAGGAUUUGCUCUUGCGUGAAUGCAGCAUCAGGAGAGGAAGAGGUGGCAAUGGAGCAGCCUGGACAGGUCUCUGGACUUCUACAGUAACAUGCACUGGACCAAGCACUCUGAACUCUGCAUUGGCGUAUUGCAGACCUCCAAAUGGAUUUGACUUCUUAGUUAUUAAACCAUUUUUUUUGUUCUAUUUAUAUUGUGGUUAGGACAACUAUUAGCCAAUUACUUGUGCCCUGCCUCCCCUCCAAGUGGCACUGUUGGAUGUCAUAAUGGGAGACUCUAACCCUAGACUGAGCUUCUGAUGCGAAAUGAUGGAGGACAAAGGGAGGGGAGAAAUAGAGGAAGUGUAUGAAAAUAGCCACGCACUAAAACGAGGACACCGAGGACUGCUGACUGGGCAGGGGAGAGCUUACUCACGAGAGAACAAGCCAGAGGAGGAACCACUACACCUCCUGAGAACUUGACCUGCCAACUAGCCACAGGAGCUGCAAAGGUGGCUGUGUCAGGGACCUGUGGCACCUGGAGACGCCUUCCCUCAUAUUGUCUAAGUUGAGAACUUUAUUUGAUAUAAUUAAAAUGAGUGAUGUAAAAAGAAA